Molecule: messenger RNA, 279 nt
Organism: Penicillium soppii
Lineage: Eukaryota; Fungi; Ascomycota; Eurotiomycetes; Eurotiales; Aspergillaceae
Exons: 1
Coding region: 1-279 (92 amino acids)
Source: RefSeq, a predicted model, not a curated record
AUGUUUUGGGCCAAUUUGGCGGGAAUCAUGGAGUCCAUCGAUGCCGGAACUACGACCGCCCUGGAUCAUGCUCAUAUGAACUGGUCCAAAGAUUUCAGUCAGCGAAAAACUAUGUUGACAAUGGCCAAGAAACUAAAAAUGGAUUUCGAAGGUCGAUAUGCCAUCGCAGGCAUCAUCUCAUCCGCCAUCCGCUCAUCUCCGGAUAUACCCUCGUGUCUAUCAUCAAGAACACACAUCCCAAGAUUGAAUACGGGUCCGAACCACUACCAGCCUGAGUAA